Phialemonium atrogriseum is the source of this 951-nucleotide messenger RNA. RefSeq lists its product as uncharacterized. Bases 379 to 876 code for a protein of 165 amino acids. The record is from RefSeq and is a predicted model, not a curated record. Gene Ontology annotation, molecular function: oxidoreductase activity. NCBI's taxonomy places the organism in Eukaryota, Fungi, Ascomycota, Sordariomycetes, Cephalothecales, Cephalothecaceae. The transcript is spliced from 3 exons.
UCGGCACGGAAUACCAUCGCUGUCGGCGUUCGCCCUUUUUGCCAAGACUCCGAACUACCACUCUCUCUUACAUUCCCCCGGAUGACAGUGCAGUCGGCAUCGGACAACACCUCUCACUUGACACACUUCAGGCUGAGUUAUCCUCCUCGAAUCAGCAUACGUAACACGCCCGGACAAAAGAUUCCAGUCUGGAAGCUAAUUAUAUGUAUUAUGUGUUGUACACGUAUCACGCCAGGCUAGCACGGAAUACAUCAGCUUGAAGAAACCAACCAUCUCCCCCUAGGAUACCCAUGGUUUGAUUUUGACCUCGUCAGAGAAUCCCUCAGUUGUAUCCCACCCACACUUACCGUCGACACUCUCAUCCCACCUGACAGUGCCAUGGCCGACCACGAGGACAUCAAGACACAGCGCUUGCUGCGUAUGACGCUAUCGCACUACAAGAACGAGGAAUGCAGCGAGGAGGAGAUGCACCGUUUCGCAACCGAAGACCAUGCCGUCCACGCCGCCAAGAUCCACGCGAGGCACGGAAUGGAGGCUUACGCGAUUGUCUUCACUCCCGCCAGCUUUCGCAAGGCAUCCCGCGAGCUGAACGCCCAGCUCGGCGACAAAUGGGUCAUCCGUGACUAUGACCUCCAGGUCGAGUUCUAUUUCCGCGACAUGUCUAUCCUGCCGGGCCUGGCCGCGGAUCCAGACUUCCAGGCCAUGCAGGCUAUGGAGGGGCCAAUCGUCAGUAGACUCCACGUUGAGCAGAGCAUCGGAUGGGUCGAGACAUACAUCAAGGAUGGCAAGAUUGUCAACGUGGACGAGAACGGGAAACCAACCUAUCCCAAGUUCAGUGCCCUGAGCGUUGCUCCUAACAAGCCUCCUCCGGCUUGACAUGUGCGGGUUCGCAGAGAGUCUACGUGUGGACUUGGACAUGCGCUAUAAAUGGGAAAACACCGACAAAAAGGG